AUGGAUAGAGUGGGCAUCCCUGACGAACACCGCUUUGUGUACGGAAGCUUUUGGAAAGCUCUCCGUAUACUCUUACACGUCCGAAAUUCUGAGAAUACACUGCAGACACUCGUUUGGCUCAAGAUCGCUAACAAGCGUUCACCGUUGAGUCUCAUAGAUGCCCCAUACCCGCACGUCAAACUGUUCUCCACGAUAGCAGCUAGAUUCGUUCCCUUUACCACUGUCUUCGAUGUGGCUGUGCUCAAACAGAUAGAAAUUAAAUCAUUGUUUUGUACGGCUAAUUCAGCACCCUUCCGAUUUACUGUUAAUUUCCUAUUGAUCCAUGGUCUACCUAUCUAUACUGUCUGCCCAAGUCCAAUUCAAUAUAUUGUUCGCUGCCCAAUUGCAACUACUGAAGAAACGCAGGUGAAGUUCGUAGAAAUCGGUUUCGCCGCAAUUAUUACUGACCGUCCGUCGAUCACGGCCUUAGCACAGGAUCGUGCAGCUUCCACGCGUAUCGAUUUGUUAACCGUACUAGGUUUUGCACGCCCUCAUUACAUUAGAUCAUUUUUAGGCGAAAGGCACUGUUUUUCAUAUGUACCAGUUUCCACAGGGACCAGGGUCAUCAUCAUCAUCAUCGACAGCAUGACAUCAGUGUUCAACACCGAUGCUUCACUGCCGUACAACCAUGAUUUAUUUAAAAGCCUUAUUGUGAAGAAAAGAGUAAAGGUGGACGGGGAAGGGACUUAUGACUAG
Opisthorchis viverrini is the source of this 735-nucleotide messenger RNA. RefSeq lists its product as hypothetical. The transcript has 5 exons. Lineage: Eukaryota; Metazoa; Platyhelminthes; Trematoda; Opisthorchiida; Opisthorchiidae. The record is from RefSeq and is a predicted model, not a curated record. Bases 1 to 735 code for a protein of 244 amino acids.